Molecule: messenger RNA, 1397 nt
Organism: Phacochoerus africanus (Common warthog)
Lineage: Eukaryota; Metazoa; Chordata; Mammalia; Artiodactyla; Suidae
Gene: PSMD6
Product: proteasome 26S subunit, non-ATPase 6
Exons: 8
Coding region: 114-1283 (389 amino acids)
Biological process (GO): proteasome-mediated ubiquitin-dependent protein catabolic process
Cellular component (GO): proteasome regulatory particle
Molecular function (GO): protein binding
Source: RefSeq, a predicted model, not a curated record
CGGGUUCUUCCCACUUCCGCCGCUCCAGCUACCUUCGGGGCUCCGGUCUGAGUUUCAGCUUGUGCAGAACCUGUGCUGCCGCUGCCGCCGUCGCCGCCGCCGCCGCCGCCGAGAUGCCGCUGGAGAACCUGGAGGAGGAGGGUCUUCCCAAGAACCCGGACCUGCGCAUCGCGCAGCUGCGCUUCCUGCUCAGCCUUCCGGAGCACCGCGGGGACGCCGCUGUGCGCGAGGAGCUGAUGGCAGCCGUCCGUGAUAACAACAUGGCUCCUUAUUAUGAAGCUUUGUGCAAAUCCCUUGACUGGCAGAUGGACGUGGACCUGCUCAAUAAAAUGAAGAAAGCAAAUGAAGAUGAGUUGAAACGUUUGGACGAGGAGCUGGAAGAUGCAGAGAAGAAUCUGGGAGAGAGCGAAAUCCGAGACGCGAUGAUGGCAAAGGCUGAGUACCUCUGCCGCAUCGGUGACAAGGAGGGUGCUCUGACAGCCUUUCGCAAGACAUACGACAAAACCGUGGCCCUGGGUCACCGACUGGAUAUUGUGUUCUAUCUCCUUAGGAUUGGCUUGUUUUACAUGGAUAAUGACCUCAUCACACGGAACACAGAGAAGGCCAAAAGCUUAAUAGAGGAAGGAGGAGACUGGGACCGGAGAAACCGCCUAAAAGUAUAUCAGGGCCUUUACUGUGUGGCUAUUCGUGAUUUCAAACAGGCAGCCGAACUCUUCCUUGACACAGUUUCAACAUUUACAUCCUAUGAACUCAUGGACUAUAAAACCUUUGUGACUUACACUGUUUAUGUCAGCAUGAUAGCCUUAGAAAGACCAGAUCUCAGGGAAAAGGUAAUUAAGGGAGCAGAGAUUCUUGAAGUGCUGCACAGUCUUCCAGCAGUUCGGCAAUAUCUGUUUUCACUCUAUGAAUGCCGUUACUCAGUUUUCUUCCAGUCAUUAGCUGUUGUGGAACAGGAAAUGAAAAAGGACUGGCUUUUUGCUCCUCAUUAUCGAUACUAUGUAAGAGAAAUGAGGAUUCAUGCCUACAGCCAGCUGCUGGAAUCAUACAGGUCAUUAACCCUUGGCUACAUGGCAGAAGCCUUUGGUGUUGGUGUGGAGUUCAUUGAUCAGGAACUCUCCAGAUUUAUUGCUGCUGGGAGGCUACACUGCAAAAUAGAUAAAGUGAAUGAAAUAGUGGAAACUAACAGACCUGAUAGCAAGAACUGGCAGUACCAAGAAACUAUCAAGAAAGGAGAUCUGCUAUUAAACAGAGUUCAGAAACUUUCCAGAGUAAUUAACAUGUAAAACCACGUUCACAAAGAAUUUCCUUUAGAGUAAUUAUUCGGAAUUUUUAUAGCUUACUUUACUAUGUGCCCAGUUCAGCUGUAUAAAAUAAAUACUGCAUUGUUGUUUCUUUCA